Molecule: messenger RNA, 672 nt
Organism: Lactuca saligna
Lineage: Eukaryota; Viridiplantae; Streptophyta; Magnoliopsida; Asterales; Asteraceae
Source: the annotation of a GenBank genome assembly
AUGGAUAUCGUCACCCCAUUUCUUGAUCAACUGUCAUCGGAAAACUCUUCCGUUGAGUCCUCCUCGGCUUCUGAUUGCAGCAGCAGUAGCACCACAACCAUCGGUGGUGUUGGAUAUGGAGAAGUGGAAGUGAUGCUGGCUUCGGAAAACCCAAAGAAGAGAGCAGGAAGGAAGAAGUUUAAGGAGACGCGACACCCGGUUUACCGGGGAAUAAGGAGGAGGAACUCCGGUAAGUGGAUUUGCGAGGUGAGAGAGCCUAACAAGAAAUCGAGGUUGUGGCUAGGGACGUAUGCCACCGCUGAAAUGGCAGCUAGGGCGCAUGAUGUGGCGGUUUUGGCCAUGAGAGGACGAUCGGCGUGUUUGAACUUUGCUGACUCGGUGUGGAGGCUGUCGUUACCGGAGUCUAGCAAUGUGAAGGAUAUAAAGAAGGCGGCGGCUGAGGCGGCGGAGGCUUUUAAACCGAGAGAUGAUGUGGUGGUGGAGAUGGUGGAAACGAAGGAGGUGGAGGAAAUGGUGGUUUAUAUGGAUGAAGAAGUGAUCUUUGGGAUGCCGGCGUUUCUUGUCAGCAUGGCGGAGGGAUUGAUGCUACCGCCACCUCAGACGGUGGGGUAUGGAAACUCUAUAGAUGAUAACAUUGAAUUUUGUGUUGACUUGCCUUUAUGGAGCUUUUAG